AAAUUGCUGUAUUCCUGAUUCAAAUGUGUAUUACAUUCUCGACUCGUAUUAGAAAUAUUGCCAGCCCGCGACUCCAUACAAUAUUUCGGCAAGGUUGUGUAUUAUAUAUAUACAACUGAGCACAAUAUCACCAGCAGUUAUCAGCCAAACUGAUACAACAUGGCGGAGUUAAAGAGAGUCGCUUGUGAAGCGAUCGACAGGGUAGCUUUGGAUCUAAACAAUAUCAGUCAGGAAUUAUGGAAGAAUCCAGAAUUGAACUACAACGAGCACCAUGCUCACACCAUACUGACUGAUUUCCUGGAGAAUCAAGGAUUUCACGUGGAGAGGAAGUACAAACUCGAUACGGCUUUCCGGGCCACAUUCGGUGACGAUAGCGCGGGUCCACAUGUGGCGGUGUUGUGUGAGUAUGACGCGCUGCCAGAGAUUGGUCACGCAUGUGGACACAACCUGAUAGCAGAAGUGGGCGUGGCAGCCGGGGUUGGAAUCAAGGCUGUCAUGGAAACAUCCGGGCAACCUAUCGGCAAGUUGUGCGUGUUGGGUACACCAGCUGAGGAAGGCGGCAAUGGGAAGGGACAUCUUUUAAAAAGCGGCGCGUUCACCGAGUUUGACGUCGUGAUGAUGUCACAUCCGUUUCCAUAUGACGAUGCUCGGCCACAGAAUCUUAUAUCAGUUGAUAUGGUAACCGUGACGUAUAAGGGCAAGGCAAGUCACGCCGCGGCAUUUCCCUGGGAAGGCAUCAACGCGCUGGACGCGGCAGUCACGUGCUACCAGACCGUGUCCUGCAUGCGCCAGCAGAUGAAGCCGACAUGGAGAGCCCACGGAAUAAUCACAAAAGGUGGAGUUAGGCCAAAUAUCAUACCGGAAGAGGCUUCGUUGGAAUAUUACAUCCGGGCACCAAAUAGGGCGGAGCUUAAUGUGUUGCGGGAAAAGAUAAUUGGUUGUUUUGAAAGUGCAGCGACAGCAACAGGAUGCAAGGUUGAGUACGACUUCUCAGAUAUGCCAUAUUUAAAUGUCAUUAGUAACCAAGCUCUGGCUUCGUCAUUCGAGACAAACGCCAAGAUACUGGGGCUAGAUUUCAAGAAGCAUGGAUUGCCUACAGACAAUAUUCCCUUGGGAUCAACCGAUAUGGGAAACGUGUCAUACGUUGUCCCUAGUAUACACCCAUUCUUUUACAUUGGGACAGACGAGGUCAACCACACUAGGGGCUUUACUGGGGCUACAGGUGCCGCUGCCGCCCAGCCGUAUACCAUACUACAGGGAAAGGCAAUGGCGAUGACAGCAAUAGACGUCUUCACAAACAAAGAUCUUUUACCCAGAAUCAAAACUGAAUUCGACGAUGAACCACAGAGGAAGGAUUAAUAUCAUCUGUGUGUGCGUUAAUGAAAAUAUCAAAGUUGUGAUAACAUUCAAUACAGCAUUGUAUUUUAGUUCAUUUAAAUCUUCCUGAUCAGUCAUUAAUUGUGUUUUCUACCACAAUACACUGUGUCAUUCGACUCUCAGACCAUCAGUUAAUCAUUACAGCUGUUGAUUAACAAUCUGUUUAUACCACACGUGGUAUAAACUCUGUACGCAUUUUGCUUGGCUAACACGGUGAACUUUGAUCCAAGCUGCAAUUGUUAUUGACGUCAUCAAUAAUCUUAUGAUGUCACAUCACCGGGUCCC
Pecten maximus is the source of this 1662-nucleotide messenger RNA. Its product is annotated as peptidase M20 domain-containing protein 2-like. Lineage: Eukaryota; Metazoa; Mollusca; Bivalvia; Pectinida; Pectinidae. The coding region runs from base 160 to 1359 and encodes 399 amino acids. Gene Ontology annotation, molecular function: dipeptidase activity. The transcript has 6 exons. The record is from RefSeq and is a predicted model, not a curated record.